This is a messenger RNA of Malania oleifera, 1514 nucleotides long. RefSeq lists its product as uncharacterized. The coding region runs from base 58 to 1260 and encodes 400 amino acids. The record is from RefSeq and is a predicted model, not a curated record. Lineage: Eukaryota; Viridiplantae; Streptophyta; Magnoliopsida; Santalales; Ximeniaceae. The transcript has 5 exons. Gene Ontology annotation, biological process: regulation of DNA-templated transcription. Gene Ontology annotation, molecular function: DNA-binding transcription factor activity; DNA binding.
CACACACACACACACAAACACUCACAGAGAGAGAGAGAGAGAGAGAGAGAGAGAGAGAUGGACCGUCUAAAUAUGAGCAACUUCUGGAACUUCCUUUCAACCAUUGAAGGUGCCUCAGAGAGGCUGCCAUUACUAGAAAAUUACGUUCAAAGGUUAGAGAACGAUAUGAGUAGCAUGCAACCCCGUGAUGGUGAGCUGGUGCACAUCCUACUCCUCAAAGAUGCUGUGAAAGCAUGUAGAAUGGAGGAGAUGAAGAAGAAGAAGAAUGACAUAAUUUCGGAAUCUAAACAAUCUGAGGUGACGCAGCUUUUCCUAUUGAAGGGAAAUAGAGGUUCUUCACGGGAUGAUCAACUGAGAGCGACGAUGCAAACAAAUGAGGGCACAUGCGCAGAUAAGACCCAGUGGAUCAGCUCUUCUCCUCCCAUGCGGAACAUUUCCAGCAAUAACACGCACAAUUCAAGUGUCCAGCUUUCACAGCGUGCAACUUCAAACACUGAUCAGCCAUGCAUUAAGUGGGGAAAUGGACAACAGAAAUUAUUCAAUAUGCCAUCCGCGGCAAACUUAAGGUUUCCGGUAGCCAGCAUUUUGACCCAAGGCGAAGGGAGAGAUAACAAUAAGGGCUGCAUCAGGUUGGCCAUGGCUCCGGUCAGCCGGGCUGCAUUUCUAACUCCGACGACGAUGGCGCCGGUGAUUACUCCGUCGAACCCCCAGCACCUGGACCUGCGGCAGGCCAACGUCGGACGAGAUGAGAGCAAAGUCAUUAAUAUUAUUCCGGCCACAAACAGCGUUGGACAUGGCCGGAGUAGAAUGGGCAGUAUUGGGCGGCGAAGGAAGCCAUUGAAGGAGGCAAGUUGGAAGAGCCACAGAAGAUGCUGGACGCCGGAGUUGCAUGCUCGCUUUGUGCAUGCUUUGAAGAUCCACGGUGGCCCCGAAGCUGCUACUCCAAAGCAGAUAAGGGAGGUAAUGCAGGUUGAAGGGCUGACCAACGAUCAAGUAAAAAGUCAUCUGCAGAAAUAUAGAAUUCAUUAUCGGAGACUUUCAGCAGCAAACCGUGCAAAACGAAUGCUGGUUUUUGAGCAGUUAUGGGCACCAAUUUGUCAACCCACAGCCACGGACCCAAGCUCUCUUGUCCACGUACUGCAGCAACCCAGGGUGCAGUCUGAGUGCAACCAUAACCAGCUGGCGGGGUCAUUCCACACAGCUGGUACGUGCUUUUCACAAUACGAACAGUGCAAGGAGCAACUCAGAAGGCUACCCUAGUGGCUCAUGGAGAGAAGAUCUGCUUCAAAUUUACUCGGAAAUUUAUGCCUAGCACAGAUCAACACAUGCAUGCAUGCACCCAUCGAGCAAUGGAAAAGUCAAGCAUCUAUGGGAUAUAUGAAGAUCUUAAGGGAACUGCAGUAUAUAUAUACACAUAUAAAUUAGAUGUAGACGAGAAAAAUGCCUGCUGCUCUUUUCUCUCUCAUGUUUACUUAAUUAUAAGCUGUUUUUUGUGAACUUGGGGCACAAAGACA